Molecule: messenger RNA, 3777 nt
Organism: Carassius carassius (crucian carp)
Lineage: Eukaryota; Metazoa; Chordata; Actinopteri; Cypriniformes; Cyprinidae
Product: cyclin-dependent kinase-like 5
Exons: 17
Coding region: 75-3023 (982 amino acids)
Biological process (GO): regulation of dendrite development; protein phosphorylation; positive regulation of axon extension
Cellular component (GO): nucleus; dendrite cytoplasm
Molecular function (GO): protein kinase activity; ATP binding
Source: RefSeq, a predicted model, not a curated record
CCAUGAUUCCUCCCAUGCCAGCGCGUGACCCCGAUGACCGCUCGCCCUCGUGAGCUCCUCCUCUGUUUGACUGGAUGAGGACCCCGGCCUCCAGUGAUGUGAUGCACAGGUUUGAGGUUCUUGGGAUUGUGGGGGAAGGGGCUUACGGUGUCGUCCUGAAGUGCAGACACAAGGAGACGAAUGAAAUCGUGGCCAUUAAGAAGUUUAAGGACAGUGAAGAAAAUGAGGAGGUGAAGGAGACGACGCUGCGUGAGCUGAAGAUGCUCCGCACGCUGAAGCAGGAGAACAUCGUGGAGCUGAAGGAGGCGUUUCGGCAGCGAGGGAAGCUGUUCCUGGUGUUCGAGUACGUGGAGAAGAACAUGCUGGAGCUGCUGGAGGACAUGCCCAACGGAGCUCCACCCGAGAAGGUCCGGAUCUACAUCUACCAGCUGAUCAAAGCCAUCCACUGGUGCCAUAAGAACAACAUCGUCCACAGAGAUAUCAAGCCGGAGAAUCUGCUCAUCAGCUCCGACGACGUUCUCAAACUGUGCGACUUCGGAUUUGCGCGAGAUCUCUCUGAAAACACUGAUGUGAACUACAGCGAGUAUGUGGCGACCAGAUGGUAUAGAUCCCCGGAGCUGCUGCUUGGGGCUCCGUACGGGAAGGCAGUGGACAUGUGGUCAGUGGGGUGUAUUCUGGGCGAGCUGAGCGACGGUCAGCCUUUAUUUCCAGGCGAGAGUGAGAUUGACCAGCUCUUUACCAUCCAGAAGGUCCUGGGACCAUUGCCGCCCGAACAGAUAAAGCUCUUUUAUAACAACCCGCGCUUUCACGGGCUACGGUUUCCCUCGGUCAGCCAUCCGCAGACUCUGGAGAGACAUUAUCUGGGAAUCAUUAGUCCAGUCCUGCUUGACCUCAUGAAGAAACUGUUGCUGUUGAACCCGAAUGAGCGCUAUCUGACUGAACAGAGUCUGAACCACCACGCCUUCCAGACUCAGCGCCUGACGGAGCGACCCGGCCCACUCACACCCACACCCGCCCGCUCCUCCAAAAGGAAACCGCUCCUGGACAACAGCGCCCCCAGCAGGGGUCAUGUGGUCAAGAGUUCAAGUCACCAUCGCUCAAACAGUCGUGACUGCUCCAGUUUGCCCCGUCAUGGGCAUGAAGACCUCCACCCGUCCAGCACCGAGGCGUUCCUGAAUGGGUCGGUACCAUCUGCCAACAGCCUGAGCCCUGUGAUGCACCCUAAAUCCUUUCAGCCACUCAACCGCUCUGCAUCGUGUGGUAAAGACCUGGCCAGCCUGCAGCAUGCUAAAGAGGCCAAAUCUAAAGCGGGUGAUUUUGACUUCGGUAAACCGACAGACGGACCGGGAGCCAAAUACCUAAAAUCCAAUACGCCUCGCUCCCAGAACCGCCAUUCCUUUGUGGAGGGCAAGACCAGCACGUCGGCGGGGGACCGGGAGACACAGAGCCGCCACGGUUAUGGCGAGUCCACCGCGUCAUCAUCUUCAUGUGGGAAGGGGAUGUCCUCGUAUCUGAGUUUGUCCAAGUGUCACGGAGUGCUUAGUGAUGCCAAAUCUGUGAGCAACCUCAGCGACAUACGACUGCACCCAGAUGACCCCGCCGGCUCGCCACGGUACUUCCCUAGCAGCUGCUUGGACCUCAACAUGAACCUGAACUUGCCGGCGCCAGGCAGCCCGUCCCUGCAACACGGGGAACGUUCUGGACACAGUCCCGCAGUGGGGCGUCGCAGCAAACUGGAACGGGAUGGAAGCACGGUGGAGCCGUCCACCCGUCGCUCCUCAUCAAGGCAAAAGAGCCAGCAGCAGAGUGAUGGAAUCCCUGUCGAUCCACUCGACCCCAUAGGGGGUCUGUCUCUUUCGGCGCCCCAUGAAUUCCCCUAUGGCGUGGGCUACACCAGCCCAUUUUCCUCCCAGCAGAGGCCACACAGGCACUCCAUGUAUGUGCGGAGGGAACGGGGGCGACCCCACGGAGGUGAAGCAGGCGGAUUGGCAGUGGGACAAGGGAUGCCAACUCGGGCCAGCAGUCUACAGCUCCUGACCCCUCAACUACAGCAUCGGACCCUGCCAAGACACAUGGGCAGCGCUGUGUCACGGGACGCAGAAUUAGACAAUAUUAGGAGUGACCCCGCGGGUGCAGAGGUCAGUCACACGCGACCUUUAAUCCGGGAGUCCACACGGGACAACACUGCUGCCUUUCACGGGCCACGGCAAAAAAGCGAGGGAGGCGUUUAUCAUGAGCAGCUCGCAGAUGACAGCGGAUCGGCUAAAGAGAACCGCAUGAUGUACAGCGACUCGGUUCCACGACGGGUCGGGAGCUUCUACAGGGUGCCGUCUCCCAGACCUGAUAACUCGUUCCACGAGAGUUCAGGGGUCACGAUGGACAGCAGCCAUAACAUACAUCAACCCACAUACGACCCGUGGACGGGGUCAGAGAUGCGGGACAUGAGCCCUCCAGAGCCCUCCAAAGAGAAGGAGAAACAGGGCUUCUUCAGAUCCAUCAAGAAGAAGAAGAAGAAGUCACAAACCGCUCAGAGUGAGGGGCCGGAUCAGACGCUGAUGCAGAAAUCGUCUCGCUCCUACACACACCAGAGCAGCAGACAUCACACCCGCAACCGAGACCGAGACCAGGAUCAGGAGCGAGAGCCAGAGCCAGAGCGAGACUGGCCCGCAGAGAGAGAGCGAGUGCAUCAAACACACUCACAGCCUCUGAAGUCUCUGCGAAAGCUUCUUCAUCUCACCUCCUCCUCGUCCUCCAACCAAACCUCGGCAGAUCUCCACUACCCCCUGCCCUCCUCUAAAGGCGGAGGGAGUUUCGUGGAGCCCCGUGGCCUCGGCUCCAUGCAGCCCAAGGGCCGUUCGGCUGGAGUCCGGCUGGAGUCCGGCUGGCACUCCAGUGCUCUGGGACGUCCCGAGGGAAACCCGUAUCCUGACCAGCUGACCUCCAAAACAGGCCCCAACGGCUUCGCUCGCCACUUUCGUUCACGUUUGCCAAACCUGAAUGACCUUAAAGAGACAGCGCUGUGAGUCAGACUCACCGGGGCCCCUGAAGGGCCUUCUUUUCUUGCGUAUUAAGGGUAGGCCUAUACGUCUUUAUUUUUGCCAUUUUUCUUUUUUAGUUUUUAAUACUUGAUAGCACUUCUGUGUACUGUACUGUAUUUUUUGUUAUCGGAUAAUACAGUUUAAAAGCAGAUGAUAUAGCUCUAUGUGAAUGGGAAUAUAAUAAAUGUAUGGCUUAAGUUUCUACUCUGGGUGUAGUAUAAAAAUAUUAUCUGAUUCUGCAUAGUUACUCUUAUAUUUGGCUAAAGGUUCUAAUGAUUCAUGUAUAGAUGACAGUAUUGGCAUUUAUUUUAUAGUAAUAGAAUAAGACUAUGGUAUAUACAGUAUAGACAUUGCAACUUUGUCUUUGAGUGUUUUCUGGUUACAAUUCGGUGAAUAUCAGUAGAUAUUAAGAGUAACGGUAACAUUAACGGUAAGAAUGUGUGAUUUUAUGUGCGUGUGCUUCCCAGAUAGCGCACGUAUGUUGCUUUAAAUGUGAUAUUUAUGCAUAAAUUAAUUUUAAAUGAAAGGGAUGUCAUUUCAGCAAAUAAUUCUGAUUUUGAUAGAGGUCUUCUGCUUAGGGAAGCUGCAUUUAUUUAAUUAAAAAUGCAGUAAAAAAAUAGUAAAAUUUCUUAAUAUUUUUACAAUUUAAAAGAACUGUUUCUAUUUGAAUAUGUGUUAAAUUAUAAUUUAUUUCUGUGAUCAAAGCUGUAUUUUCAGCAUCAUUCCUCCAGUCUUCAGU